AUUUGUGGCCAAACCUUUCGACGUUCUUACGACUUGUCGCGUCAUCAAACGAUUCACCUAAAAAACCGGCCGUAUUGCUAUUGUGAUCAAUGUGGCAAAAAGUUCACGAGAAUGGAUGCCUUGCGUCGUCACGAGCGUGUUCAAGGUCAUACACCAUCAUCCUCUUCUUCUUCUUCUUCG
Zychaea mexicana is the source of this 180-nucleotide messenger RNA. RefSeq lists its product as uncharacterized. The record is from RefSeq and is a predicted model, not a curated record. Gene Ontology annotation, biological process: regulation of transcription by RNA polymerase II. Lineage: Eukaryota; Fungi; Mucoromycota; Mucoromycetes; Mucorales; Lichtheimiaceae. Gene Ontology annotation, molecular function: RNA polymerase II cis-regulatory region sequence-specific DNA binding; DNA-binding transcription factor activity, RNA polymerase II-specific. Gene Ontology annotation, cellular component: nucleus. The transcript has a single exon. The annotation marks the transcript as partial.